AUGGAAUAUGACGAAGGAUAUUUUUUUAGAAUCUAAAAUAAUCUUAUGAUCAGUCUAUAAUAAAAAGAGGCUCAGAUCAAUCUGAACUAUCGUAAAUAUGGUCAUUUUUAUUUACCGGAUUUAGUCUCAGCUCUACCUAACUUUACUAAUGUUGAAGAUUUCUAUAUUAAUCUUUCAUACAGUAAAUUCCCUCCAAACUAAGCUUUAUAAGAUGUGAUCAUUGGACUGUCAAAAUUAACCACAAUUUCAAAAUUUGGUAUUUGCCUUAAGAUGAAUAAAAUAAAUGACAAUUAUAAAUUGGAUUUAGGAUCUGAUUCUGUGUGGUGUUCUUAAAUCUUAAGUCUAUCACUGGAUCUUUGCAGUAAUCAAUUUGGUGAUUGCUUUACAACUGAUCUAGGGAGAGAAAUAUCAAAAUUUACUAAUCUUUCUACAUUGUGUCUUGAUCUAACGUUUAAUGCGAUAAGCGAUUUAGGAGUUUCAAAUUUAAUCUGUAGUCUAACAAAAUGCGUUCAUUUAUCACACUUAAAUCUUGGUUUUAAGUCUGAUAAAAUUACAGACAAAGGUUUAUCUGCUUUAGGGAAUCAAUUAUCUUAAUUUGAAAAUCUGACUAAUUUAUAUCUAAAAUUAGGUUGGAAAAAGACAAGCUAUCAUAGUGUUUCUAUUUUAUGUUCUGGGUUAGCAAAAUGUGAAAAACUUUCUACUUUUACAUUUAUCCCUUAUGAAUUUCAGCUUUAAGAAUUAGUUGAAUUAAGCUCUGGUUUGUAAAAAUGCACGAAUCUGUCAAUUCUCAAGUUCACUUUUUUAGAACUUUUUAAUUAAGCAAUUAACAAAUAACUUUCUUAGUUCUUAUUUGGAUUAGCAAAAUCAGCUCACCUUUAAACUUUUGAAUUAAAAUAUAAAUUUAGCAAUAAUGGUGAUGAAGUGGCACGAGAUAUACUAAUUGGACUAGCAAAGUUCUCUAAUCUCUCUAACUUAUCUUUAGAUUUAUCAUAUAACAAAAUUAGUGAUUAGGGUGCCUCAGAUAUUGGUUUAGGUCUAUUAAAAUGUACCAGCAUUUAAAUAUUGAAACUUAAUUUAGACUCUAAUAGAAUUGGUGAUGAAGGUGCUUCAAAAUUAGUUUCUUCUUUAGUAAAAUUUUAAAACCUUAAAUAUUUAGAUUUGAUGAUAUGGAGUAUUUAUAUUAAAGAGGAGUGUGUGAAUAGGCUAAAAAAUAGUGUUUUAAAAAUAAAGAGAUUAGUUAAUUGUCAAUAUUAAGUUUUAUGUGAUUACUCUGGUGAAGCUUAAGACGAAAUCAAUGAUUAUUAUUAUGAAGAUGAUGAAGAAUAUGAUGAUUUAUAUGUAUAAUAAAUCGAUCAGUAAGAUAAUUAAGAAAUUAUUAUAUAGCAAGAUAAUUUUGAAUUCCAGGAAAAUAGUUUAUGA
Molecule: messenger RNA, 1419 nt
Organism: Tetrahymena thermophila SB210
Lineage: Eukaryota; Ciliophora; Oligohymenophorea; Hymenostomatida; Tetrahymenidae
Exons: 15
Molecular function (GO): protein binding
Source: RefSeq, a predicted model, not a curated record